Xenia sp. Carnegie-2017 is the source of this 2596-nucleotide messenger RNA. Its product is annotated as cleavage and polyadenylation specificity factor subunit 3-like. The record is from RefSeq and is a predicted model, not a curated record. The transcript has 27 exons. Gene Ontology annotation, molecular function: RNA binding; 5'-3' exonuclease activity; RNA endonuclease activity. Gene Ontology annotation, biological process: mRNA 3'-end processing by stem-loop binding and cleavage. NCBI's taxonomy places the organism in Eukaryota, Metazoa, Cnidaria, Anthozoa, Malacalcyonacea, Xeniidae. Gene Ontology annotation, cellular component: mRNA cleavage and polyadenylation specificity factor complex. The coding region runs from base 13 to 2031 and encodes 672 amino acids.
ACGAAGACCAAGAUGGCUGAAAGUGCAGAAGAGAGUGAUCUUUUGCGAAUAACUCCAUUGGGUGCUGGUCAAGAAGUUGGAAGAUCAUGCCAUAUUCUAGAGUUUAAAGGGAAAAAAGUCAUGUUGGAUUUUGGUAUCCAUCCUGGUUACAAUGGUCUCGACAGUUUACCAUUUGUAGAUGAAAUUGAUGCAGAAGAAAUUGAUCUUUUGCUUAUAAGUCACUUCCAUUUAGACCACUGUGGUGGUUUGCCAUGGUUCCUUGAAAAGACAACAUUUAAUGGACGUGUUUUUAUGACUCACCCAACCAAGGCCAUAUACAGAUGGCUUUUGUCAGAUUUUGUGAAAGUCAGCAAUAUGACAGCAGAUCAAAUGUUGUUCACAGAGAAAGAUUUGGAAAAGAGCAUGGAUAAAAUUGAGACUGUACAUUUUCAUGAGGAGAAAGAAGUGAAUGGUGUAAAGUUUUGGUGUUAUCAUGCUGGACAUGUGUUAGGAGCAGCUAUGUUUAUGAUUGAAAUUGCAGGGGUGAAGAUUUUAUACACCGGUGAUUUUUCCCGCGAGGAAGACAGACAUUUGAUGGCUGCUGAAAUACCAAAUGUUACUCCUGAUAUACUUAUCACUGAAUCCACAUAUGGUACUCAUGUUCAUGAACCCAGAGGUGAUCGGGAAACACGUUUUACAAACACUGUUCAUGAUAUUGUUAACCGUGGUGGUCGUUGCUUGAUUCCUGUUUUUGCACUUGGCCGUGCGCAGGAAUUGUUGUUGAUAUUAGAUGAGUACUGGCAAAAUCAUCCUGAAUUGCAUGACAUUCCUAUCUAUUACGCAUCUUCCCUUGCAAAGAAAUGCAUGUCGGUCUACCAAACAUACAUUGAAGCGAUGAAUGAAAGAAUACGAAAACAGAUUUCUAUAUCUAAUCCAUUUGUCUUCAAGCAUAUCUCCAACCUAAAGAAUAUGGAGCAGUUUGAUGAUAUUGGUCCAUCCGUAGUGAUGGCAAGCCCUGGAAUGAUGCAGAGUGGUUUGUCUCGCGAGUUGUUUGAACUUUGGUGCACUGAUCGUCGAAAUGGAGUGGUUAUAGCCGGUUAUUGCGUUGAAGGGACCUUGGCUAAAAGUUUGAUGACAGAACCAGAAGAAGUGCCUACAAUGGCAGGGCAAAAGUUGCCAAGAAAAUGUUCUGUUGACUAUAUAUCGUUUUCAGCGCAUACAGAUUAUGAGCAGACAAGCGAAUUUAUCAGAAUAUUGGAACCGCCCCACAUCGUUCUCGUGCAUGGCGAGCACAACGAAAUGGGACGUUUAAAGGCUGCUAUUAUUCGCGAGUAUGAGGACAAGGGUACCCAUGUAGAUGUUUAUAAUCCUGCAAAUUGUCAAAGCGUAGAGUUGUAUUUCAGAGGAGAAAAAAUGGCGAAGGUGAUGGGAUCGUUAGCCUCAGAGCCUCCAUCACAUGGAAAAAAGAUCUCUGGUCUCUUGAUCAAACGUGGUUUUAAUAAUUAUCAUUUAAUCGCUCCUGAUGAUCUCCAUAAUUAUACAGAUCUUGCUACCAGUUUAGUUACUCAGAGGCAAAUCAUUGCAUAUCAUGGUCCUUUUUCUCUACUAUAUCACUGUCUUAUGCAGUUGACCAACGAUAUAGAGUUGUUCGAACAACCGGAAAAUUCUACUCUGAAAGUUUUUAAUGCUGUUACUGUAACACAAGGAAAAAACUGCGUAAUAGUUGAGUGGAUUGCCAACGCUGUUAACGACAUGUACGCGGAUGCUAUUUUGACCGUCAUACUGCAAGUCGACUCAAAUCCGACCGCUGUUCAAAUGAGCAGUCAAAAAAAAGGUGACACUGGAAUCUUCAAACAAAGAUUGGUAAAAUUACUAAAAGAAAUGUUUGGACAUGACAACGUCACAGCGAGAGCUGAGCAGAUCUCUGUAAGACUCGAUGAAAAAAGUGCUUUAAUCAACACUAACACAAAGGAGAUAAAAUGUGACGAUGAUUUUACACGUGAUAAUAUUCAAGCGAUGGUAAAUAGGUUAUCCCGAGUCUGCGGAACAUGAUGCAAGAUCAGUUUGAUGUACGUAUGUCAAGAUAAACUAGAGUUUGGUGUGGAAAAUUCGUGAUAGUGAAGAAGUAUUGACUUCUGUAGAGGAGAAUGUAUUUCAUCGAUAGAGCUAUGUUAAAAAUUUCUUCAUACAGUUUAUGCUUUAGAUCGUGUUUUUUCAAUAGUUGGUUUCCAUUACAUUUUUGUAAAAAAAAUUACUUUACAUCAAGUUUCUUGUCAAUUUCAAGAGUAGAUGUGCUGAAACGGUUUUUCCUUACAAAACAAACCAGAACAUCAUAAAUCCAGGGUGUUGAUAGUGAGGACAGUGCACUUAUGUUGUUUGUACAGCAGCGUUUGAACGAGUGCCGGUAUUAUUUGAAUCUUUCACAUUAUAUAGACUAUUCAUAGCGAAGCCAUGUUUGAUAUGAAGAUCUAUUGCCUCACCGACGAUCGUCUCACAUCUGUCUUGAGGAAUCUAGAUAGAGGUUGAGAAAAAAUACAGAUUUAUCUAUAUAUCUAAAUGUAUAUUGUGACUAUAUAUUGCAUACCUGAGAAAGAAAAUGUAAAACAUUUUCUGAUGA